AGCGCCCUCUUCUCGCGCCGUGCGCCGCCGGAGCGUGUCACCAACACGGUGCUCUCCGUCAAGCAGACGCUCAUUGCCGUCAACUGGCUCGCGCUCUCGCAGCGCCUCGAGCCGGCCGAGCAGGACGCGCGCCCGCGCCCGAAGCGCUUCUGGGACGCCGACAUGACGGAGCUGACGCUCGUGCGCUCCUUCUCCGAGCACGCGCACGCUGUCGGCGACAAGGUCAUCUUCAAGACGCCCGAGCUCGCCGCGCAGUACGGCCUCGAGGAGACGCAGCACGGGCCCGACGGCGCGCGCGUCGCCGUCGGCGCCAUGAAUGUCGUCUCGACGUCGUCAUCCGUCUCCGUGCUCUGGCAGGACGGCAGCAGCAGCGUCGAGGAGUCGACGUCGCUCGUGCCGCACCUCAACCUCGACGAGCACGACGUGUGGCCGGGCGACUUUGUGCUGCACCGCCCCGACGCCGACGCCGACGACGGCGGCGCGGCCAGCGAGCGCGUGGGCGUCGUGCAGAGCAUGGACGCGCGCGAGCGCACCGCCGUGCUGCGCAUCUACGGCAGCGACACGACCGAGGCCGUGCCCGUGCUCGAGCUCGACGUGCACGGGCCCGAGACGGCGGCGUUUGGCCUGCACCGCGGCGACACGGUGCUCAUCGCCUCGCGGCCCACGGGCGUGCUGCCACCGGCGCUGCCGCGCCUCGGCGAGCUCGAGGAGAUGCCCGAGGACGAGGAGCUGCGCGCAGAGAUGAGUCACCUGGGCAUGGCGUACGCGCAGCGCUUCGACAAGGAGUGCCCGCUCGUCCUGCCGGCGGCGCCGAGCGAGGGCAUCGACUGGUACGGCUCCGUCACCGGCAUCUCGCCCGCCGGCCUCGUGCAGAUCCGGCUGCCCGACGGCAGCAGCGUCGAGGAGAAGUACGAGCACCUGAGCCUGCUGGUCGACGGCUUCGAGGGCGACGACGGCGGCUGGGGCGACGACGAGAGCUCAGAGUUCGAGACGGACAGCGAGGAGGAUGUCAUGUGGACGACCGAGGACGGCGAGGAGGUCGAGCCCGAGGAGGGCGACACGUGGGAGGACAUGGACGUCGAUGAGGAGGACGAGCUGGUCGAUGAAGAGGUGCAGCCAAGGGCGGCGCCGGCUGCCGCUGAACCGCCGGCUCCCGAGCCCGAGGCCGCGCAGCCAGCCGUUGCUGAGGCCAGCACCUCGGCCGUGCCGAGCGAGCCGCAGGCUUCUACGUCUGCCGUGCCGGCUUUCACACCUGCGCUCGCCUCGGUGCCGCAAGCAGCGGGCGCCUCAAUGCCGUCGGAUGCGCGGUGGGAGCGCUUUGCCAUUCUCGAGGAGGCGCCUGCGGACCACGCCUUUCUGAAGGAGAAGGUCGAGGCGCCGAAGAAGGCCUUCUUCUCGCGCCUGCAGAAGGAGUUCAAGAUCCUGCAGAACAGCCUGCCUGACUCGAUCCUGGUGCGCAGCUACGAGGACCGGCAGGACCUGCUGCGCGUCCUCAUCAUCGGCAGCGAGGGCACGCCGUAUGAAGACGCCCCUAUCCUAGUCGACUUCUCCCUCAAGGCCGACUACCCGCACUCGCCGCCCGUUGCGCACUACCACAGCUGGACAAGCGGUGACCGCAUCUCGCCGAAUCUCUAUCACGACGGCAAGGUCUGCCUGAGCCUGCUCGGGACCUGGGCCGGCGAGAAGAGCAGCGAGUCGUGGAACCCAUCCAAGAGCAGCCUGCUGCAGCUCUUCGUCAGCAUCCAGGCGCUCGUCCUCGUCACGAAGCCAUACUUCACAGAGCCGAGCCUGGAGCGCACGGCCGGCACAGACGAGGCGGAACUUAACAGCCGGCUGUACAACGAGAAGAGCUACAUCCUCUCGUGCGUAUGUCGUGCGCACGUGCCGUGCAGCUUGCUCACCCGUCUCUCCAGCCGCGCAUUCGUCCGGCGUGCCCUUGAGCAUCCGGUGCAGGGCCUCGAGACGGAGCUGGCCUACUUCUACUACGGCGACGCCACGCACCCGUCGCGCCUCCGGCGCGUCAUCGAGCGCGCGCAGAAGCUGCUGGCCGGCGUCGAUGCGCGUGGCAGCGCUGCGGAGGAGGAGGGCGAGCAGGAGGAGACGGGCACGGUGGACGGGCCAGCGGUGACGCGCCUCAGCGGCGGCGGCGCCAUCAUCCUGCGGCGCUCGCUCGCGGCCCUGCAGCGCCUGGCCGAUGCGCACGCCGCCUGAGCGCCGUGCCGCUUCGCACACAUGUCGAGUCACGCACACCACCUAGACUAAUCU
This is a messenger RNA of Tilletiopsis washingtonensis, 2265 nucleotides long. RefSeq lists its product as hypothetical. The transcript has 6 exons. Bases 163 to 2211 code for a protein of 682 amino acids. NCBI's taxonomy places the organism in Eukaryota, Fungi, Basidiomycota, Exobasidiomycetes, Entylomatales. The record is from RefSeq and is a predicted model, not a curated record.